Pecten maximus is the source of this 878-nucleotide messenger RNA. Its product is annotated as heme-binding protein 2-like. The transcript has 5 exons. The record is from RefSeq and is a predicted model, not a curated record. Lineage: Eukaryota; Metazoa; Mollusca; Bivalvia; Pectinida; Pectinidae. Bases 64 to 723 code for a protein of 219 amino acids.
CCCACUGGACGUUUCCUUUCAGCAUUCACCAACCUAGAUCACUGCACCGCCAGUUCAUCAGCUAUGAAGACCAUGUUGUGCGCCACUUUUCUGACCCUUGUGAUGGGUGCUGACGCCGCCGGGUUCCUCGACUUUUUGUUCGGAGUUCCUACAGAUGCUCCUGGACUUCUAAAUAUGACUAACAAACACUGGUUCUGUCACGAUUUGGAUUGUCCAGCUUAUGAAACCAUGACAACCAGACCAGGUUACGAGAAGAGAAGAUAUGAGGCGUCAAAGUGGGUAGCCACUAACCUUACGACAACCAGUUUCUCCUCUACGGAAAAUUCACAAAUGUUUAACAAACUCUUUAAAUAUAUCUCCGGCCAGAAUGCAAUGAACCAAAAGAUUCCCAUGACGGCACCAGUGUUGAAGCGCCACGUCCCCGGCGCAACUCCUCAGGCGCCCUCUACACACAUCAUGUAUUUCAUGGUGCCUCACGAUAUGCAAGUCUCUACCCCGGCCCCGACUGACCCUUCGGUCUACCUCGUCUCUCUACCCCCAAUGGUUGUGUACGUCGGAUCAUACUCCGGGUACAGUAGCGAGAGCAAAGAUAUGGCUGCCUUCAAAACCUUGAGGGCGGAGCUGGAGACCACGCCCUUCAACACCGGGUACAGCUUCACCGCCGGAUACGAUAGUCCAUUUAACAUUGUACAUAGACACAACGAAGUCUGGAUUCCGGAAUAAUAACAUAUCAACAUUACAAACAUUUGUAUAUUGUCUCAGAUAAAUUUCAUAGUCUCAUCGCCUUAAAGAUCUCAAAUACAGUUGUAAAUAUUGUACAGUAUAAUAACAUGAUGAUACAUGUAUAUUGGUUUUGUAAAUAAAAACGUUAUAUCCAG